Molecule: messenger RNA, 1049 nt
Organism: Selaginella moellendorffii
Lineage: Eukaryota; Viridiplantae; Streptophyta; Lycopodiopsida; Selaginellales; Selaginellaceae
Exons: 4
Coding region: 28-885 (285 amino acids)
Source: RefSeq, a predicted model, not a curated record
GAUCGCCCACAACAUUGCCCUAAACAAAUGGAAAUGGAGGAACCAUCACCUCCUCCUGCCUACUAUGCCGGUGGUGACUAUGGCGGCGACGAGACGCUGGGGAUGCGGCUGGUGGACACCAUGGCAGGCUUUGCGAGGCGGCUGUGGACGUCGUCCUACACGGUGCUUACCGUGGAUCUCAGGAGGGCCUCCAUCACCUACGACGGCCCCCCUCUCCUCAGGAGGCGCCGCCGCCAAGCAACACGAAGCAGGAGCUCGUCGCCGCCACCGUCUCACCGCCGCCUGGUGUCGUCCGGGCAUGGCUACCUCGUCAACGAACGAGACGCAGAGAGCAGCGGCGGAUGGGCUGACGGGGUGGAGGCAACCAGGGCUCAAGCUCGUCUCAAGGUGAUGCAGGUGUGGGAGCUGAGCACGCGUAAAGAGACUCCGGAUCCCUGGCGGCUCAACCUGGGGAUCGGCGGGGAGUUUGAGGUGGACAAGGGAGAGGUGAAGCCCAAGCUCAGGCUGCGAGCCAAGCAUGCAUCGCUACACCUCCUCCCGCUGCCCGCGAUUGAGCUGCGCCGCAAAUGGCCUCUGCCACCCUCCUCCUACACACACCUCGGGAUCGACGUUCGCUGCAGAAUACCCCUCGCUAGCCCCGACAAGAUGCUGGACCCGGCCUCCGGCCCUCGCCUCAUGGUGAACGUCUACAACAUCGGCGGCACUGGCAUUCACUUCACUCCAGGGGGUCUCUUGUUCGAGGACAACGUCAUAGAGCUGGGCAGAUUCACGAAGAUGCGCGUGGCGGCGGCCCUCGAGUUCCCUCGGGAAUUGCCAUGGAGUGAGGAGGAGAGGCCCUUCAAGUUGGAAGUUCGUCGAGUAGGGAUCAAAGCUAGAACACUCUGAAACGAAACCGGGACUGUAAAAAACAGCGGAACAAAAUAAGAAGGAAAAAAAAAAAAAGAAAAUUUGCCAUCAAAAUGGAAAUUUUCUAGGCGCACGCCAUAGCUGGCACAGCUUCCGUUUGAGUCUUCUUGGCAGCGCCGUGUUUCUUGGUGACAAACCUGAAA